Molecule: messenger RNA, 540 nt
Organism: Cooperia oncophora
Lineage: Eukaryota; Metazoa; Nematoda; Chromadorea; Rhabditida; Trichostrongylidae
Source: the annotation of a GenBank genome assembly
AUGUUACAAUCGCUGUCAGGUGAACGUAACUUUCAACGAUCUCUCAUACAAUACCUCAACAAGUACGCUUAUGGAAAUGCUAAAGGUUCACAAUUGUGGAAAAUCGUCGAGAAACACGCCGUUCUUCCUCAUGGGGUCUCAAUCGCCAGCUUGGCAUCUGCUUACAUCACUCAAGUGGGAUGUCCGAUGAUUUACGUGACACUUUCGAACAACGAAAUUAUCGUGCAUAACCAGACUCGGCAUUUCUUCGAAGACGGUAUGAAGGAUGACACUGAGUGGCCAAUUCCAGUUCAUUACCGUACAGAUUCGCAACCUGAGUCCAGACUACAUUGGAUGAAUGUCGACCAUAACAAAGUAACUUGGCCAUUAGCUGAACAUUCCAAAUGGGUCAUCGCCAACACUGGCGGGUUCAAUGCGGCACUUGCAAAACAAACUGCGUGCCAACCAUACGAUAUUGGAGUCUACCUGGAUUUACUGCUCUAUGCAGAAGGUCUGACGUUGAUUGUCCUUUCUUAUUUCUCCGAAAACCCUUCGAAAUAG